UUACAGAAUGACAUUUGCUGUGUCGUGUUGUUGUAUGGCGUCCUCUUUCUGUGUUUAUCUUUAAAAUCAAGUAUUAUUAUUUACAGUUUUUUUUAAAGUUCGUUUAUUACAAAUGUAUUAAGCUAAGUUUACUUUACUUUAUUUGUACGUAGGGACUUUAAAUAAGGAUAGGAAUAUUAAUAGAGAACUGAAUUGUGUUUUGAAAUAUGGACCGAAACAAUAUGAGAUCAAGUUACUUGAACAGUGGAUCAAGAUCACUACCACAUAUGAGUGGGAAUAAACGUCAUAAUGGAAAUGGGCAUAACGGAAAUGGCCAUAGAGAUAACGGCCACAAUGGAAAUGGACACAACAGUGCACGACUAAGUCCACCAGCCCAGACAUCACAGGCCAAUUCACAGCACAACAAUCAGCAUGAAGAUCUCAUUAAUUAUAUAUAUGAAUCUUGGAGUAAGGUGAGACAAGAUAUAAACACAGAAGAGGCGAGAUACUAUCAAGAUCCCAUGGGGACCCGGAAUCUUGCUAACUUCAGACCAUUCAAUCUUGAGGAGUGGUGGGCUCGUCGUCUACUUCAGAGCAUAAACCGCAACAAACAUCGAUCUUAGUUUGCAAAUGACGUUAUAUAUAGGUGACAUAAUUUCUCAUUGUAAUGACCAUAAUGUUAACCUCGGGCAGAUAUUUUUAAAAUAAUACUAGCUUCUUGCUCACUGCUUCAUACGCAUGGAUUUCAGUAGACGGAAACUCAAUGAUAUGGAUCACUUCUAGAUGGCGAAAAAACAUUCAAAAUAACACAUAUACCAGAUUUUAAGUUAAGCCUUCAGAAAUACAACUAUGAAUAUUGCAUCCAAUUUGGUGCAAUAGUUUUUAAGUAAUGUUUGGUGCAAUAGUUUUUAAGUAAUACUGUAACAAACAUACAGACAGACAAAAUUUCUAAAUAUCAUACUUUUGGCUACUCAAUACGGAUUUCUUUUUAAAAUAUCUCCCAUGUAAAGACAUGAUCAAGUUACAGUUUAUAUUGUCAUCAUGGCGUCAUGUAGCCCAUAGCAUUUCCAUAAUUAAGAUAAAUUCAAAACAACUCUUUUACUAAAAGUCAUCAAGCUGUUUAGGAUUACAUUUUGUAUGUUGCAUGCUUACGUAUGUUACAUACAAAAUAUAUGGUUUAGGUAGAACAUAUACCUAAAAAUUAUUAAAUUUCUUUCUUUGGCAAUAUAUUACUGAUUUAUUUUUCUUUAACUUUGUAUGUCUCGUAAUUUUAAAUUUUGUGUUAAUGAUUUGUAGUCACACAAAUUCCAAAAUUUAUAUUUAAAAAAAAUUAUUUAGACCCAUAACGAAAAAUCUUGUAUGAAUAUAUACAUAACUUUAAAUCUUCACUUUGUUAAUCAUUGGAAGUAGGACAACUAAAUUAUAAAGAUAUAUUUUUGAAUUUGAAAAUAAAACCUCAUAAAUCGUAUACCAGUAUACGUUGAAACUCUUUGUUCAGUACACUAUAAAGGGAUAUGUGAAGGUGACGACCGCCCGAAAUUCGUGUCGUUGCGUGUGGAUAAUACUCCUAUUUAUUGUGACAUAAAUUGGACGCUUAUGGGCAUCCAUUAAAAAAGAUUCAUAACAUUUAGUGCCACCAUUUGACCACGGGCCGUUCGACAAAUUAUGUUUCUUUUAUAAAACCCUAUAAUAAAUUAUAUAAAAUACUGCAACUGUAAAUUAUAAAACAUGUUACAACUAUAUCAUGUUGUUGGAUUAUAUAAGAGUUUGUAAACAUAUUCAGAUGUUGGUACUUUGUUACUGAAUCGUAUUUAAACGAUUGACGCUGGAAGGAUUUUAAUGUUUCCUACAUACAUAGACCAUAUCAUAACACGUAGGACUCCUUCCUGUUUCGUGAGGAUCAAACCGCGAGAUUAAGUUAUUAUGUAAAUGGAAAUUUGACUUAUCCAGUUGAAAUUUAUUGGUAUAUUUAAAAUUAUUUUCCAGGGAGGACCUGACUUCGAAAAAGCUAGUAUGUACCUUUAUACAUAGUUGAAUCUUCCACUCCUAGUCCUGAGUUCGGUCCCGGACAAUUCUGAGAUGGGCACGGCUUACCCGACUCCCCCAUCUUAAAUAAGCCUAUGCUGAAAUUAUUGCGCAGAAGUCCCUUAUAUAAUGUAAAUGAGAAUUAAAUUUCCCGAAAUUCAUAUCGGAAUAAUAAUAAUAAUAACUGUCAAACGAAAUUACAUUUAGUUAAAUCUACUAGCCACCGAACUAGGCCGAGCAUGCAUCUCAGUUGAUAGUUAAUUCACAUUUUCAGUACAGGCUCUGCUUACUUUCGGGCCAGAUGGCGCUGUGUUACGAUAUAUAUUAUUUUUAUAUUCGAUACGAUCAGCUUUGCGAUAAUUCUUAGAAGCAUGUUUUGAGCAAUAUUGCAACCUAAUUUGCUUUUUACCAUUACCACGGAAUAUUCGGAUCUAUUUAAAAUAAAAUCUAUUAUCUAUAUGUAGUUAAAAAAUAAACACAAGUUAAAAGAUAAUUUCCACAUUAUUUGCAUAUUUACUGUCGCACGCUAUGUACUAUCGAGAAAUUGAAUGAGACGUUAAAUUUAUUACAAUGAGACAUUUAUAAUCGCCCGUGUGUAUUAUUUUAAUAUUAGUUUCCCUUCAUUAUGUUACUAAAACGGAAGCCCCAAAAUAUGAUCAUUUAGUUCAGCGCAUGAGAAUUAAUUAAUCUUAUAGAAUUCUGUAAUUAUCUAAAAGAGUUUUUAUGGUAUUUUGGAAUUAAAUGUGAUUGGUGAGUCGUAUGUGAAUCAACGAAAAAAAAUAAAUAUUACUGCAAUAAAAUAAAUAGUUAAUAUAAGAAUUUAAUCCACUUGCAUCCUCAAAGAGUAUUAAAAAAAAGUUUCAAAAUGAUUAAAAGAAAGUGUUUAAUUUGUUGUUUUCAGUUGACAUAAAGUAGGGAAACGAUUUAUGUACCUAUAAAAUUGUUUUUCGAAAUAACGCAAAACUUAAGAUGUGUAAAUAAGUUAGUGUGAAAUUCAACUUUUUAUUUAUCUCAUAAGGUUUUUUUUUUAUAAACAUGACUUGUUAUGCUUUUAGACUCAGUGUGAUUUUUUUUACUUUAAACUGUUACGAUUCGCUAUGAAGUCUGCUACUCUUAAAAUAAUUUAGAUAUUGGCAACAUAGAAUUACACGUGAGAUUGUUUGAUGUUUUUUUAUGUGUGAACAUUACACGCCAAUACUUUUUUGUAGUUGACUUCAUAAUGUAUCGUUUUAAAAAUAAUUAUCUACAUUCCAUAAACUGUAUUCUGUAUUUGAAAUUACUGUAAAAAAAGAUUAGAUUUUAAGUGAUGCAGCGUUGCCUGAUUUGAAUAAAACAUUUUUAAUAUA
Galleria mellonella (greater wax moth) is the source of this 3350-nucleotide messenger RNA. RefSeq names its product serum response factor homolog B. Bases 207 to 602 code for a protein of 131 amino acids. Lineage: Eukaryota; Metazoa; Arthropoda; Insecta; Lepidoptera; Pyralidae. The transcript is spliced from 3 exons. The record is from RefSeq and is a predicted model, not a curated record.